Messenger RNA from Arachis duranensis, 547 nucleotides. Its product is annotated as gibberellin-regulated protein 12. Lineage: Eukaryota; Viridiplantae; Streptophyta; Magnoliopsida; Fabales; Fabaceae. The record is from RefSeq and is a predicted model, not a curated record. Bases 65 to 352 code for a protein of 95 amino acids. The transcript is spliced from 3 exons.
AUUUUGCAUUAAUCUUGUUUAUUGAAAAUUUCAUAGUGAAAAAUCAGAAAAGAACAUAAUCAGUAUGGUUAAAAUUAUGUAUCAAGGCUAUUUCUUUCUUCUCUUCCUCUCCAUGAGUUUUGUGAUCCAAGUUGCCCAUGGUGGUGGUGAAGGCUCACUAACACCAGAAGAAUGUGGGGAUGCAUGUGAUUUUCGUUGUUCAGACACACAAUACAGGAAGGCAUGCUUAACUUAUUGCAACCUGUGCUGCCAAAAAUGCUUAUGUGUGCCAUCAGGAACCUAUGGUCACAAGGAGGAAUGUCCAUGCUAUAACGACUGGAAAACCAAAAGAGGAGGCCCCAAAUGCCCCUAAUUCAAUAAUCCCUGGCCCCCUAUUCUAUUAUUCUUCUUAAUUAUAGUUUUUUUUUAUUUAUUUACCUUUAAAUAAUCAUGCGAAUGCAUGUUAGCACUUAGCAUAUUGGCAUAGGGAAGAAAGCUACAAAUAUCAAUAAUAAUAUAUAAAUUUUUUCAUAUAGAAAUGUGAAAAUAUAUCAUGUACGUAAGUAAU